This is a messenger RNA of Copidosoma floridanum, 2263 nucleotides long. Its product is annotated as ankyrin repeat and SOCS box protein 16. Gene Ontology annotation, cellular component: cytoplasm. The record is from RefSeq and is a predicted model, not a curated record. NCBI's taxonomy places the organism in Eukaryota, Metazoa, Arthropoda, Insecta, Hymenoptera, Encyrtidae. Gene Ontology annotation, molecular function: protein binding.
CGUGUCUGUACAUAUAAUAUAAUAUAUACUUACGUUCCUCGUGCAUUACACCAGGUAUAUGUUGGAGCAUCGCACUGUGUUCGACUUUCAGUUGUACUGAGAAGACUGGAGAUUUUGUCACCACUGGGAACUAAGACUUUGGUUCGAUAUAAUACCCCCAUACAUAUCCAUACACAAUCACAGCUACGAGAAAUAAAUGCAACAGUAGAGAGUGUCUAAGGACAAAUAUCAUACAUCCGGAUUCGAGCUGUAGCGACUAUAGCGACGUCAGAGAAUGCCGUCCGAGUGCAUAGCGAAUCCUCUGCAGCGGGAGCUGGCGGACUCGAUAAUCCGGAUGCAGCCUCUGGACGAGAUCCGUAUACUACUUGCGUGCGGCGCCAAGACGAACGAGCCGGUGACCCAGGGCCUCCGGCCGCUCCAUUACGCCGUUUGGCAGCGCUACACCGACGCGGCCCAACUGCUCCUCGUCCGGGGAGCGGACAUCGACGCGACCGACGAGUGCGGCUACUCGGCCCUCCACCUCGCCGCCGAGCACGGCUACCACGACCUCGUCAAGCUCCUCCUCGAGCACAACGCAAGGGUCGACCACCGCGAGGACACCAGCGAGCCCUUCCCCAGGACUAUGCUGUGCGACGAGCCGCUGCGGCUGGCCCUGAGGAACCACCACAUCGAGGUGGCGCGGACGCUACUCGAGGCGGGGGCCAAUCCCAACAAGAGGUACUUUUUCGGCUCGGAAAUCAACCUGGUCUCGCCCCUUGAUCUCGAGUGCAUGGAGCUCCUGUUGGCCUUUGGUGCCCAGCCCAACACGAGGGACCGAGCGGGACUGACGCCCCUCAUGAAGGCUGCCCGCUUACCACAGAAAAUCUUAGCUUUCGAAAAGUGGUACCGUAACGUCUUCGACAUGUUCGGCGGGCCGGCCGAUCUUUUGCUUGGCUCCGACGGCCGCCACGAGGCCGCCAUCCGUCGCGGACUAGAGGGUCGCGGCUCGGAAUUAGGCAUAGCAUCGGUGCUGCUUUUGCUGAGCUACGGAGCUGACGUGAACGCGAUGACGGACGCGAGGCACGAUUACAGGACGGUUCUGCACUACGCGAUUUUGGGCGGGGACUCGACAGUCAUCAAUCUCCUGCUGAAGCAGGGCGCCACACUGGACCUCGGAACCGACUACCAGAAGCCCACGGCCCUCGACCUCGCCAUACUCAAGGGCGACCCGAACAUCGUCGACAUGCUCCUCAAAGCUGGUGCAAACGUGAACGCGACGUCACCGAUAAUCGGCUCACCCCUGCACGUGGCUUGCGCGGACAACAUACCGAACCGGCUGCAGAUAAUGACGAUGCUGCUUGAACGAGGCGCCGAUCCAAACAUAUGCGUCAACAGCGAGGAGGGACUGACCCUGCGCCCGGUGCUGGCCGAGUACGUGGCUUCGAACGAAAACCCCUCGGUCGAGGUGGUGUCCCUCCUACUGAAGUACGGCGCCCGGGUCGUGAUAAAGACGCAGUUUCGCGAUCCACACGGCAUCCUGAACUCCCUGCAAAACGCGGCGGACAAGCCCCGGCUGUUGGCCGCCCUGCUCGACGCCGCCGAGAGCUUCGACCCGUGCAUGAUCCGCAGAUCGUCGAGCCUCACCGACGCCCAGAAGGCCCUCGUCAUGGAGGCCGCCAGGACGCCCUUGCCCCUCAUGCACCAAGCACGGCUCAUCGUCCGCAAGAUGUGCGGCACUCGGCUCACCAAGAUCGUCACGUCGCUACAACUGCCCCACUGCUUGCACCGCUAUCUCCUCUACGACUUUUACUGAUACAUACCAUGAACACGCGCGCACGCAUCACUCGCGCAACCAUCGAUACAAUCCCCAUCCCCAAAUCGUUAUCUUUUUUGUUCUCUUUUCACUGUCAUCCGUGUAACACGCGAAAACUCCUUUUUACCCCGGGAUGUGUACUUUCUUUUGCUUUGCAGAGGUUACAAGUAUCCCAAACUUUCGUAUUUUUGCGGUUACUUUUUACUCGUGACUAACAACUUCGUCACUUGUCACCGUUACAUUCUUACAAUAUUCAUCAUUCGAUUGACACAUCUACACUCAACGAGUACAUGCAACACAUAAUUUUUACUGUAUUAAUUACCUCUGUAAUUAUAUACGCGGGUUUUCACUUGUCACGCACACUUGUCAUAUUUUUUGCUUUUAGAUAUUGUGAUAUCCGAACGAUCAUCGAAUUAACUAUUUUAGUUGUUAUACAGUUGAAGUUAAGGAGUAAAACGUUAUACUUAUUUU